CCGUCUUUCGUCAUGAUGUCUGCCUGCAGUCCUCCCCUGAGCUCAGCUACAACUAGAUUUGUCAUACUUCAGUUACGGUUGUUGUAGGUUGUAGCCGGUGUCAACAACACUGUGUCGUUGCUGGUUAUGCUCUAGAUAUAUCAAUGGCAGCAAACUCAGGUCCGCUACCUUCGGGACCUGGCAUUCCAACAGUGCCAUUACCUCCUCCUGACACUUUAGAAACCAAAAAUGUAGUAAAAAAUAGAGAACUUCUUUAUCGCCUCAUGGUCAGCCAGCUCUUUUAUGACGGCAACCAAAAGCAGGCUCUUGAAGUGCAAUCUGUCACCAAUCCUGAUCCGCCAUGUCCACCCAGCGAUCGUCUUUUCAAUUUGAUGAUGUUAGGUUUGGAAUACGAAAUGCAAAGGAAACGAAAAAAGGAAGGCUUAACUGCCUCCAUUAGCCCUGAUAGUUUCCUUGGACCAGGCCUCGAUUUGGAGUUUGAGACAGAGAUGCAUACCAAUGCAGCAGAACCAGCUAUGUACGAAACAGCUUACGUUACUUCACAUAAAGGUCCUUGUCGAGCAGGUGCAUUUAGUCCAGACGCGCAGAUGGUUGCAACUGGAAGUCAAGAUGCAUCUAUCAAGAUCCUUGAUGUAAGCAGAAUGUUGGCUAAAUCUGCGCCUGAGGCUGGUAUGGAAUCCUCUGGACCAGAAUCUCAGGGACAUCCUGUUAUAAGAACUCUCUAUGAUCAUGUAGAGGAGGUUACUUGCCUUGAGUUUCACCCUCGUGAACCUAUUCUUGCAUCUGGUUCUAGAGAUUAUACUGUAAAGCUUUUUGACUACAGCAAAACCUCUGUAAAGAAAGCAUUCCGCACUAUUACUGAUGCAGAUCAGGUGAAAUGUCUAUCUUUCCAUCCAGGGGGUGAUUUCAUUGUUGUUGGCACAAACCAUAGCGUGAUAAGGUUAUAUGAUGUGCAAACUGCUCAAGCUUUUGUUUGUAACAUCCCGAGUCAUCAACAUACAUCAGGAAUCACUACCAUAAAAUAUUCCCCUGACGCAAAAGUUUUUGCAUCUGGUAGCCGUGAUGGAAGCAUCAAGAUUUGGGAUGGUGUUUCUAAUAGAUGUGUCAAUACUUUUAUUAAAGCUCAUGGUGGAGCAGAGGUGUGUUCUGUCACAUUUACUCGCAAUGGCAAGUACCUACUCUCAACUGGAAAAGAUUCCUUAGUCAAAUUGUGGGAGUUAAAUACUAGCCGGUGUUUGAUUGCCUAUACUGGAGCCGGGACCACAGGCAAGCAAGAACACAAAACUCAGGCUGUCUUUAACCAUACAGAGGAUUUUGUCAUGUUCCCUGAUGAAGCAACUACUUCACUAUGUGCCUGGAAUUCCAGAAAUGCGUCCCGCAAGCACCUCUUAUCUCUAGGUCAUAACGGCCCUGUAAGACAUAUUUCACAUUCUCCUACAACUGCGGCAUUCCUCACUUGCUCUGAUGAUUUUCGAGCAAGGUUCUGGUCCCGGAGAGCACCAAAUCAUUGAGAAGUUUUCCCCACUUAAUACCUCACUGUAGCUUUCCAACCUUACUUCAAGCCAGCUUUCUUUUGCAUUUGUACCAAACCGUGAAUUUUAAAUUAAGUGCGAUGUAUUUGAUUUAAAAGAGAUGUUGUUUUAAUCAUACUGCAGAAUGCUCCCUUGGCAUCCAACUCUGUUUGAGCUGUAUUGUGUUUUGGAUUUUCACUGUUGGACUAGGCUUUAGAUUCAACUCUGACUAAAGGACUUCCCUCUGGUUGCAUGCACCUUUUAUGAUUUCUUUUUGGUAUGUUGAGUUACCUUAUUUUGUGGUAGAUUGGUUUUAUGCAUGACUGUCCUCAUCCAGUUCAGAAUAAAUGAUUCCACUCAAUUAA
This is a messenger RNA of Frankliniella occidentalis (western flower thrips), 1876 nucleotides long. It is a transcript of the gene CstF50, whose product is annotated as cleavage stimulation factor subunit 1. The transcript is spliced from 10 exons. Lineage: Eukaryota; Metazoa; Arthropoda; Insecta; Thysanoptera; Thripidae. The record is from RefSeq and is a predicted model, not a curated record. Gene Ontology annotation, cellular component: mRNA cleavage stimulating factor complex. The coding region runs from base 144 to 1511 and encodes 455 amino acids. Gene Ontology annotation, biological process: mRNA 3'-end processing. Gene Ontology annotation, molecular function: RNA binding; protein binding.